AUGUGCAAUGACGCCCUGCGUAUUAAAUAUAGCAGGCUCCAUGGUGACUAUUCUAUGCGUGUCGCCAUGCAGCUAUCUGUUCGAGCAUUUGACAAGGGCCUUAUUGGGAAACUUAACGAUAGUGCGAGAUCGGCUCCUUCGCCAUUACCGAGGCAGCGGAUUACGCCCCCCCGCGAUUCUCGGCCAGUGACUGUCGGCUCCUUGGGUGACGAUUUGCCACUGCCGCGGACAACACGCUGGGAUAUUCCAAAGAGUCAGCCACGGGGUGGCUCAACCUCGAACACGAUACCGAUUUCGGGGCCUGGCUCACUCAAUACUCCACCUCAGAGGUGGCUGCAUACACCCUCGGUCGGCGAUAACUCGGGGUUGGGGGCGGCGCCGGAGCAGCAACCUCCCGUGUUUCCACAGUUUUCAGAUACUCGCAACUCUGGCGACAACGCAAGUGUAUCGUCAUUUAUGACAGAUAAUGAGAGCUAUCCAAAUGCAGAUUCACGGAUGCGUCGAUCGAGGAGUGCUUCUAUACUUGCGUCUGGCUAUGACGAUACUCCAUCAAGUGGUUGCGAUUUAUAUCAGGAAGACACUGAUUCGCAAAUGGAUGACGCGCCUUCUCAUGUUUCCCAAAUGAAGCGGCUUACACUUGGAGCAAGGACACCGCCAAAGUCAAAUUCUUAUCCUAUUAACCAUCACCAUCAAAGAGCUGGUUCGAAAAGGCGAGCUUCAUCGCCCCCAAAUGAGGAUAGGCAAAUCGGAAGCUCGGAGCCUACUAGAAAAGGUCUACAUUUGGAAGGUUAUGGGAGCGGCGAUAUUUAUGACCACAGUCGGAGAACAUCACCAAUACACCAAGGAUUAAGGAACUCGCCAAAAUAUCAGCAUUUUAAUAAUUCACCAAUUCCCAGAUCAGCAUCAGGAUCAUAUGCGUCUACUUCUAUAUCAUCUGCGACAACAUGGCCUGCAUCCCUUGGUCAAUUUUCUGCUGCAAGUAGCUUUACUACGGCUGGGGGUGUCUCACCAGCUUCCUCAUUUUCCCCACAAUUAGAGAUGGAUAUUGUCGGUGACCCACCAUUUCGGCAACCGCCGCCCUCAACGAGCGCAAAAGGGCCUAGCAGUAGUAGUAGGCACAGACAAGUUCCAGAGGCGUCCUCGGCACUUAACGGCAGAGAGAGAGAGGGUAUUGCUUCAAAGCACCAUUCAGCCCCGAAAGUGGGUGUAUACAUGUGUGAAUGCUGCCCUAAAAAGCCGAAAAAAUUUGACACUCAGAUGGAAUUGCAAUUGCAUGAAAUGGAGAAGCAGUACGGCUGUCAAUAUUGCAAUAAUCGGUUCAAGAAUAAAAACGAAGCAGAAAGGCACCAGAAUUCACUGCAUCUACGGAAACACUCGUGGUCGUGUGCGGCACUCUCAAGCAAUUACCCGGCAGCGUUCCACGCUUCCCCUCAACACCCGUCCACUUGUGAAAUAUGCGGUUAUUGUGGGAAAGAAUUUCCGAUGCCACCGCAAUGGGAUCAGCGAAUUGAACAUUUGACCGGGGAGCACAAGUUUGGAGAAUGCAAUCAGUCCAAAAAGUUUUAUAGGGCGGACCACUUUAGGCAGCAUCUGAAACACAGUCACAGUGGGACCAGCGGAAAAUGGACAAACGUCUUGGAGAACGCUUGUAUGAAAGAUGAGAUGCCACCAACCGCUGGCAGUCAUCAUGGCAGUAUGGGGUCUGGCACCACGAUGGCCAUUUCAGAAGAGGGCUCGGAAUAAAAAAGAAAUCAUGGGUAAAGCUUUUCUGCCAUUUUUUGUUUUCCUUAAGAACUGUUUCUUUUCUUGUCUCAUUUCCUCGCUCUUCCGGGAUUUCAGGUCUGGUUUUUUUUUUUACAAAAAAAAAACAAAACACUUUGAUUCGUCCUUCAUGACCGCACAUGUCAGAACGGGAAAUGCGGUGGGACCCGGAGAAUGGUUGGUGUCUUGAAGGAUUUCCCAGCCAUGCUGACUGCGUGCGAAACUGCACCUUGACGCGCGCUGACAUCAUCAAUAUGACCUGUGCGGCUAUGGCGGACUUUCGGAGCAAGCGAUAGACGCGGUUGAUCCUGGUUGGGAAAAGUUUAUUUAUUUUAUUUAUCUUUAUGAUUCCCGAUUUUCGAUUGUUGCCUUGCUUUCCUUUACGGGCUUAGUGGCAAAUUGGCUUGGGAUGGGAACGAGGAGGAAUAACGCAGUUUUUGAACGACAUUUACGACACUUCUACGAAUGAACAGCAUCUCGAUUUAUCAAGCCAGGAGGGGGGGUUAUCUCUUUGGGCGUUUUUAUGUUUGUUUUAUGAGCCUUUUUUCAAUUUUUUCCCCCAAAUCAUCGUCUCUUUUCAUGCUUUGAACUCUAGUGUCGCGACAGACAAUGGGAGGGGAGCUCCCUUUUCCUCACUUCUUGCUUUAUACCUAUCUCCUCUCCUAUAAACAUUUUUGUUGAAUUCUUCCUUUACCCUUCAUUUUAGGGUUUUAAUCUUCCGGAGUUAACGGUUUGGCGGAAUAUUCUGUUCCGAAGCAUUUACCGGUAUUUUUCUUCUUCCCCAUUCCCUUUUGAUUGUGUACUAAAUCGCAAUGCGGCCGAAUAUCCAUCCAUCACCCUGUUUUCCUUCCAUCCUCUCCUCUCUCCCUUCCUCCUACCUCGAUGAGUUUUGAUAACUAAUCCCUGGAGAUUGGAAUUCUGCUUCGCCCGCCCGCUCUGGCGAGGAAAGGAAAAGAGAGAGAUAUCAUACUUCCCACCCAAGCAUUUCUUCCCAUUCUCCCAUAUCACUCAUCCCAUCAAUCUACCCUUUUCUUCCUUUUCUUACUAAUCCUUAUUAUUGUUUCCUCAUUUGCUUACAGGCGUUCACAUAGGCACUGUUUUUCAUAGAGGGGGGGGGGUUGUGUUGGCUGGAGGAGGAAUUUGUGUUGUCGUUUGAUCUAGGGAGUCACUUGGUUGAGCGUUAUGCAUGCAAAGGUUUCAUGGAGGAAAAGUUGAAGGGGAAGAAAAAAUGGUAAUAGGGGGAAGGAGGGGAGGAAAGUGAAGGAAGUGAGGGGGGGUCAUCUUCAUUACAUUUUGUACAUUCCAUUUUUUCCCCCUCCCCUUUACAUACAUACUUUGGCCUGGGUUGCCGUCUCCAUCAUAUCGUACUAUAUACUAUCAUCACCACAUUCUGGAGAAGCUGUAAGGGGGCGGGAGCGGGGAUUUCGGCGUGUAUAUAUAUCUUUUCUUCAUUAGCUAUGAUAUUUACAGUACUUCCCUUGCUUUUC
Molecule: messenger RNA, 3248 nt
Organism: Tuber melanosporum (Perigord truffle)
Lineage: Eukaryota; Fungi; Ascomycota; Pezizomycetes; Pezizales; Tuberaceae
Exons: 2
Coding region: 1-1743 (580 amino acids)
Source: RefSeq, a predicted model, not a curated record